Messenger RNA from Saccostrea cuccullata (small rock oyster), 1145 nucleotides. RefSeq lists its product as uncharacterized. The record is from RefSeq and is a predicted model, not a curated record. The transcript is spliced from 2 exons. Gene Ontology annotation, cellular component: membrane. Lineage: Eukaryota; Metazoa; Mollusca; Bivalvia; Ostreida; Ostreidae. Bases 250 to 1122 code for a protein of 290 amino acids.
UGUACUGAUUUAUUCUCAAAUUAGAAGGCCCAGUUCCUAUGCACGCUGCCACCUAUCUGGUAGGCGGAUCAAGAGGUAAAAUUAAACUAUGACGUGAGAGCGUUAAACUGAGGCGAGGAAUCGCUCCAUGAUAAAAGUUUGAUAAGGAACCAUGCAGGUAUUUAUUAUGAAAACCACGUGUUUCCUACGCACCUGUAGUUUACGGUGACACUUUAAGCCCCUCACUGACAAGCGUGCAGAAGAUAUAACAUGGAGGAGGCAGGGGGAGUGGGAUCUCUUAAGGAGGAAUUUCGACUGAGGAAGCUAGGAUUUCAGUAUCCCCACCCACAACACUUCUACACGGGCCAGUGGCGGUGGCCAGCAUGGGUUUACAUCAUCAUCCGGGUCUUUUUAUCUGUGUACACCGCUGGAGCACUCAUCGCCAUUUUUGCGAUGGAACCCAGCUACACAAUUCUGCGUUUCCUAACAAUAUGGACGUACCUCGUUCUAACUCUUCAUUUCAUUGUAACGGCCAUUAUUACUAUUUAUCAUCAUUUUCAAAGGAACAAAACUGUUACCAACAAGAAGCAACAUGAAUGCGACUGUACAAGUCGAGAAAACCCAGGAUUUGUAGACGAGGAAAAUCCAAAACCUAAAGAGGACCAAAAAAGAGGAUCGAAAAAUCCUGGGAAUGAGCUGCACGACAAUAUCACGUGGUACAUGAAACUGUCAUGGCUGCUCUCUGAUAUAGUGCACAUGUUUUCGAUUAUUGUGACAAUCAUCUACUUUAGCGCCAUCUACCCUACUUUAACUGUUACUGAAUCUCAACUCUUUAACGACUUAAACGUGCAUGCGUUUAACACGUUGUUUGUUUUGAUUGAUAUCGCAAUCUGCGCACGACCAGUCCGUUUUUUACAUUUGCUGUAUCCUAUCGUUUACGGGCUGGUGUAUACUGCGUUCAGUGUUGUGUUGUAUGCGGCUUCAGGGACCGUCAUUUACAAUGUCCUGGACUACAAUCAGCCUCUUUAUCCCAGUAUAACCGUGCCGGGCUUGUGUUUCAUUGUAAUCCCACUUUUACAGUUGGCCUUUUUUGGCAUUUACGUAUUAAAACUAUAUAUAUUUUCUAAAGUAUAUAAAUUUUGAACAAUUUUUAUUAAACUUGCGAA